AUGAAAGGCAAGAAAAAGUUUUCCUAUUCUAGUCUCUGAAUUUCCACAUGGUAUCAGAGCAAAUCUGAGAUCCUCUUUCUCUGUUAGCUUUUCUUCUUUUCCAUUUUUCUCACUAUUCUCCUUUUUUUUUUUUACUGUCCAACAAUGGUGACAGGAACUGUAGUGACUCCUGAAAACACUCAAACAACUGGAAAUACCUCAAACCCUCUAUCAGAUCACACUCAUCCUUUCUUUCUUCAUGCUUCUGAUUCCCCAGGAAUGAACCUUGUCAACUCACCCUUCAAUGGAAAGGGAUAUGGGGGAUGGAAGAGGUCAAUCUUGAUAGCCCUUUCAGCAAAAAAUAAGAUUGGGUUCAUUGAUGGUACUCAAAAGGAACUAGCUCCUACUUCAGCUGAUUUCAAACUAUGGAGCAGGUGCAAUGACAUGGUGUUGUCAUGGUUGCUCAACUCUCUCUCAAAGGAGAUAGCUGACAGUGUCAUCUACUCCAAAACAGCCAAAGAUCUCUGGCAGGAACUUGAGGACAGGUUUGGGCAAAGUAAUGGUGCUCAACUCUAUCACCUACAAAAGGAGUUGAGUGAUUUAGUGCAGGGAUCAAAUGAUAUUGCUGGGUAUUUCACAAAAAUCAAGAGGUUGUGGGAUGAGCUUGAUGCUCUGAGCACUUCUGUCAACUGCACAUGUGACUGCCAGUGUGGUGGAAAAGCAAAAAUGGGUAAGUCUCUUCAAGAUGAAAGAUUGAUUCAGUUUCUAAUGGGUUUAAAUGAUGUCUAUGCAGCUGGGAAAAGCAAUAUUCUGAUGCUCUCACCAUUACCCUCUGUGAAUCAUGCUUACUCACUCUUAAUGCAAGAUGAGAAACAGAGGGAAGUGUAUAUGAGCUCACACUAUCCAGGGAACUCUACUUCCUUCUUGGCCACUAAUCAGACCACUCUUGGUCAGAAGUCUGGAUAUUAUGAAGCCAAACAGAAGAAAACCAAUUUGGUGUGCUCAAACUGUAAGAAACCUGGGCAUUCUGUGGAUAAAUGCUAUAGGAUAAUAGGCUUUCCCAGUGACUUCAAGUUUACCAAAGCAAAGAGAUUCGAGGGAAAUGUGAAGAGCAAUGCUGUCUUCAUGGAAGGAACACAAGAACAAAAUGGAGCGCACUUUGAUGGAGAAGGGCAGGGGAAACAUUUCACCAAAGAUCAAUGCUCACAACUCAUUCAGAUGCUUCAGAAUGUGCAAAUGAAUCAACCAGAAGAAUCACCAUGUGAUGCAGCAGCUAAUGCAGUGACCUGUGCUGGGCCCUUCAAUGAAGAGGCCUCUGGAAUUUGGUGAAGUGAGGACAGGUCUAUAUCUCUUAGAGUCAAGCUUCCAAUAUCUUAAGAGUUUCGAUGGCAGAGCAAUUAAUUUAUCUGAACAAGAGAAUUCUAGUUGUCUUUCUGUUUCUAGUAUUUUUCCCAUUCCUAUAAAAAGUAGUUCUGAUGUAAGGCUAUGGCACCUUAGAUUAGGGCAUAUGCCAUUUCAAUCAAUGAA
Messenger RNA from Solanum stenotomum, 1506 nucleotides. RefSeq lists its product as uncharacterized. Lineage: Eukaryota; Viridiplantae; Streptophyta; Magnoliopsida; Solanales; Solanaceae. The transcript is spliced from 2 exons. The record is from RefSeq and is a predicted model, not a curated record. The coding region runs from base 145 to 1308 and encodes 387 amino acids.